GCUUGUUAGAUGGACAAAGGACUGGGGGUGAGUGAAAAUCCCACUUCUGCAAUCCUCCUCCACCCAUUCUCAUGGAUCAUUAACAGUGCUCUUUCUGAACUUCCAGCAUGACACUGCGACCAGACAGCAGCAGAAGGACGGAGCUCUGUCCCCUGGGCUGAAUGCCGACCUGUUUGGGACCCCCCCCAGGGGGUUAAACCCACCCUAAAAAGGUGGUGAAAUGGGGGAGAAGCCUGUUGAUCACAAGAUGGAUGGCAGUUACCCCCAUUUGAUCUGGGAAACUCCUCAAUCAACUAGAGACUUCGCCCCACAGACUUCGAUCACAUGAUGCUAAUUUCUACCAAUAUUAGCUGCCAGUUUGAUGCUCCAAAAUGUACCACCACCAUGUGUUGUUAAAGCUACUACAAAGGCCUCCUAGGAAUGUGCAAGCCCUGAGGCCCUUCUGUGAGCCUGGAAAGAAAUUGUUGUACCAAGACAUCCAUCUGGAUGUGGGAGCUUUGAAGGGGGAGAGAGAAUAUUCAGAAUUGGUAAAUGGAUUUGCAUGGGAUUCAAAACUGAGCCAACAUCGGAAAUAAUAUCCCCGAACUUGAAUAGAUGGCUCUUCAGCAGCAUCCACAUGCUUUUAAUAUCUCCCCAGUAGAGGAUAGGAGAUUGUGUCUAAAUGGAACACCCUGGAUUUGGCAUCUCCUUGAAGAAUGUGUCGGGAAUGCGUGGGAGUAUUGGAGCGUUGUCAUAGGCCUGAUCUCCAUUGUCUGUUUUCUGUUUGCUGCACUACCUCAACUAUAUGUGGCAUAUCAGAAUGGAAGAGUAGACCAAGCACUAUCAUUGGGGUUUCUGUUGUGUUGAAUUGCUGGAGACCUCACCAAUUUUAUUGGAUGCUAUUUGACAAAUCAACUUCCAAUACAAAUAAUCACUGCCAUUUUUUACAUUAAUAUGGACAUAAUUAUGAUAUCCCAGUUUGCUUACUAUAAGCUAAGGAAUCAGAAGAUGACAAAAUGUGGUGUAUACUUUAGGAACUCUUGUAUAACAUGGGUUUUAGUUUGCAUAAUGCUGUGCCUGAUUUUACCCAGUCGACUACUGCUACGAAAUCAAGUCCAGAACUCUCUUUCAAGAACAAGUGAGAAGUCUCACAGUGUGGUUGAGCUAUCAGGCUUUGUUUGUGGCUAUAUAUCUUGUUUGUUUUACUUGACAUCUAGAAUUCCUCAGCUGUAUAAAAAUUUCCAAAGAAAAUCUACUGAAGGUACAUCUUAUCUACUGUUUGCCUUAGCCAUGAUGGGAAACUGUACUUAUGGUCUAAGCCUUGUCUUAAAGAUGCCUGAAACACAGCAUCUUGCAAGUCUUUACUUCUGGCAUCAUCUCCCUUGGCUCAUUGGGAGCUUUGGAGUUUUGUUUCUAGAUAUUUUCAUAACUGCACAAUUUAUUAUGUAUCGCAAAUGUGAUAAAACACAAACCAGCUUGGUGGCCUUGGAAGUGGAACCUUUACUCAUAAAUGAAGAUUCCUGAUAUCCCAACUUUGUCAACGAUGUACUCCUUGUAUGAUGGGUUGGAUCCAAAAUUAGUCUCGUCUAGCUUGAGUUUAUUUCAGUGGGUUCAUUCUAAAUCUGACUAAGUCUGGAUCCAACUCAGUGUUCUCAUUGUAAAGUUUCCUAAACAAAGAACUCAACAUUGUUGUUAAUUCUUUGGGCAUAGUUAGAUUGGAAUGAUACAUUAGAAAAUGAGGAAAAAACAGUCUGAUGCCAUGUUCAGUUAGUGGAUUUUGAGAAGUGCUCAGUACCUGGAUGUUUCCCAGUGUAAGAAAAUAUGUAUUAUUUUAUUGCACGAUUGAUGCUAAGUUGGAAAAAAAAACCACAUAGCUCUUUUUAAACUGUUUUUUUUAAAUCCCCAAAUAAAUCCAGAGUUUCAUAUUACUUCUUUGUUGUAGUCAGAUGAUAUAUUGUUUUACACAAUGCUCAUUAUAAUGGUCUUUUCAAUGUGUCAUGCUGUUGAGUGUCUUCACAUUCUUGGGAGGGAGGGAGGAAAGAAAACAUGGAACCUCUUCUAUCUUACAAGAUCAAUUGGAUUUUGAGCUGGAAGGAGGUGGAGCCAACCUUUCACAACCUCUGUGUGUGUGUGUGUGUAACGAGUACUUGUUGCAUCUAAAAUGUUCAUUUGGGGAGUCAUUGGGGAU
Messenger RNA from Pogona vitticeps (central bearded dragon), 2167 nucleotides. NCBI's taxonomy places the organism in Eukaryota, Metazoa, Chordata, Lepidosauria, Squamata, Agamidae. The record is from RefSeq and is a predicted model, not a curated record.